Messenger RNA from Cyclopterus lumpus (lumpfish), 4642 nucleotides. It is a transcript of the gene osbpl9, whose product is annotated as oxysterol binding protein-like 9. Gene Ontology annotation, cellular component: cytosol; intracellular membrane-bounded organelle; membrane. The transcript has 21 exons. Gene Ontology annotation, molecular function: sterol binding. The record is from RefSeq and is a predicted model, not a curated record. The coding region runs from base 649 to 2658 and encodes 669 amino acids. Lineage: Eukaryota; Metazoa; Chordata; Actinopteri; Perciformes; Cyclopteridae.
AAGAAAAUGUAAUUUAAUUAAAUUUAAGCUAGUAAAUAUGACCUGUGUUAGAUGCAUGGCAGUUGAUUAGGACCUAUGUGGUAUUUUGUAGAUGCCAUUGUGUUGGAAUUAAUCCCCACUGCAAAUAGGAGGAAUGGCAAAAUGAACACUUCACUGUGAAAGAAGCUUAUAAGAAUCUCAAAGCUAGUCCACUCCCUCUGUAAAUACCUGUAGCUGUUUUGGCAUUGGUCUGGACUUUGUUGACAGCUUAAACGUUUAAAAAAUAAUCAGGAUGUUAUGCCUAACCAGAAAGAUGGCAGCUCUUUUCCUGGUUGGACAUAUUUCUGGAAGUAUUUCCUAGUGCGAGUACGCAAACAGGAGAAGUUGCUCACACUGGAAUGACUGUGCACAUUCGAACACCUGUGUACACACAUCGAUGAAGUGUAUAUAUAGACAUUCACAUCUGGCCUCGGAAUUGUUUUUUAUUUUUACUCAGGACCUCAUGUGGGCAGCUAUGUUUUGCAGUCAGGCUAACAGUGCAAGCACUUUUUUGAUCCUUUGAGGAAGUUAAAUGCAGGUUUCACAACUGCUGAGUUGAGACUUUUCUUGUUUUUGUCAUAAAGAUAGCAUGUUUGAACCGUUAAAGCGUUAGCGGGCGUCUGGCUGUUAAUGGCGUUUCUUCACUUUCCUAUGAGGCCGUCUUCAGCCGGAAGAGAAGUCGCCACACGAACCAGGACUGUGCGACGCAGCAAGUCCAAAGCGGCGGUGGCACCCGACAUGGAGGCAGAGACGGGAUUAGUUCCAAGUGUUCAAGACUUUGAUAAGAAGCUCGCUGAAGCCGACGCCUACCUACAGAUUCUGAUUGACCAGUUAAAGCUGUUUGAUGACAAGAUCAAGGACUGCAAAGAGGAUGAAUCACGCAGAAAAAUUGAAAUUUUGAAGGAGACCACUUGUAGCAUGGUAGAGUCCAUCAAGCACUGUAUUGUACUGCUGCAAAUCGCCAAGGACCAAAGUAACGAACAGCAACACGCAAACGGACUUAUAAGCACCAUAAACCCAGUGGAUGGGAUCUACCAACCCCCUCUGGACCCUGCUGUAGUCAACACCACGAUGCCAACACAAACCGCACUACCCACAGACGCGUCUCAGGUGUGUAAAUCAGACCAACGACCCUCCACGUUGUCCGUUGGUCCCGUCGUCACGGUGAUGGGCAGUCUGCAGACUCCAACUCCCAACAGCACAGGGAGUGGCCCGUCAGGCUCCAGCAGCGGCAUCGCCUCCCCGGCUCACAUGCCCCUCCCCUCGCACUCGGUGCCAGAUUUCUCUUAUUCCUCCAGCGAGGAUGAGUUCUACGAUGCUGACGAGUUCUACCAGAGCAGCACUUCCCCCAAACACUGCAUAGAUCCCUCAGGGCCUCAAGCUGCAUCGCCUCUCACCAAUGAAGCAUUGAAACGACCAAACACCACCGAGUCCCUGAACUCGUCCAUGUCCAACGGCACCACAGAUGCAGACCAGUUUGACAGCCACGAUGACCGCGAUGAUGAAGGUGAGGGCGAGUCUGUGGAGGAGCACAAGAGCGUCAUCAUGCAUCUUCUCUCUCAAGUUCGAUUGGGCAUGGACCUCACGAAGGUGGUCCUGCCUACUUUCAUCCUAGAGAGGAGAUCUUUGUUAGAAAUGUACGCAGACUUCUUUGCACAUCCAGACUUAUUUGUAAGUAUCGCUGAGCAGCUGGAGGCCCGGGACCGCAUGGUUUACGUGGUAAAGUGGUACCUGUCAGCUUUCCAUGCAGGGAGGAAAGGUUCAGUGGCCAAGAAACCUUACAACCCAAUCCUGGGGGAGGUCUUCUACUGCCACUGGGACCUGCCCAGCGAAACAGAGGAGCCUUCCACACUCACGGAGACGGUAUCAGAAGGUCCAGUACCGUGGUCUUCAACUAACAGUGUGUGUUUUGUGGCAGAGCAGGUCUCUCACCACCCACCCAUUUCUGCAUUCUACGCAGAAUGUUUAAAUCAGAAGAUCCAGUUCAACGCUCACAUCUGGACAAAGUCUAAGUUCUUAGGCAUGUCCAUAGGUGUCCACAAUAUUGGCCAAGGUUGUGUGUCGUGUUUGGAGCACGAUGAACAUUACGUCCUCACCUUCCCGAACGGAUAUGGCAGGUCGAUCCUGACCGUGCCGUGGGUGGAGCUGGGUGGGGAGUGCAACAUCUCCUGCUCCAAGUCGGGCUACAGUGCUAACAUCGUGUUCCACACCAAACCCUUCUACGGAGGAAAGAAGCACAGGAUCACCGCUGAGAUUUUUGCCCCUAAUGAUAAGAAGUCUUUCUGCUCCAUUGAAGGAGAAUGGAACGGAGUGAUGUAUGCCAAGUGGGCGACUGGAGAGAACACAGUGUUCAUCGACACGAGGAGGAUAGGCAUCAUUAAGAAGAAAGUGAGAAAGCUGGAAGACCAGCUUGACUACGAGUCCCGAAGAUUGUGGCGAGAUGUGACGUUGAACUUGAAGCGGAGAGACAUCGAUGCAGCAACAGACGCCAAACACCGGCUGGAGGAGAAACAGAGAGCCGAAGCCAGAGAGAGGAAGGAGAACGAGCAGCAGUGGGAGACCAGGCUAUUCCACGAGGACGGAGAGUGCUGGGUCUAUGACGAGCCUCUAUUAAAGAGAUUAGCCUCUCAGGGGCACUGAGAAGACUACGCACACUAGGAUACACACAGCAUACAUAUGCAUAAAGAAAUGCACACACAACAGAGUCUUCAUAAGAACUCUUUUGCAAAACCACUUCUUUUCCCAGCCUUGGAAUGACUGAUGAUUGAUUAUGUACACAGCUUUGCAUUUGACUGUAAAACAACAAUAUGAAAUCAAAUGGAAAAGCAUCUAGGAUGUAACGUGAAAACUAGUUAAAGCUCCUCUCCUUAUUUGGGCAAUUUCACUUCCACCGAUACCCACCACCCGCCAAGACCAGACUCGGCGGUGCACAGUGAAGACGGGAGGGUUGGCACAUCUCGUCUCUCAACUCUGUGCGUCAAUUUUACGACGGCACCCGACAUCUGCGCCACAGGACGAGCAAGAGCAGCACGCGUUUCCCUACACAAAUAUUUUUUUGGGGGAGGGGGCAAGGGGUGUGUAUGGUUGAGGGUGUUCAAUUCAAAUAAACCGUGACAAAAAAAUCGUCGCUCUACAUCUCAGGGAAUCUGGUGACUGAGGAAAGAAAGCUGCUGCCCCCUCCGAGAGUCUGACAGCCUUAUAACGGUGGAAGGGAUGAAUCUUAAAGGGGCGGGGGAGAAAUUCUCCGCUUGCCUGCAAAUAGUUGUAACUGUUGUUUAUAUAUAGAUAUACAUAUGAUGGAUAUAUAAAUAUAUAUUCUCUUUUUUUUCUUUUUUUCAAUGCUCUUUUUGUUUCUUUUUCUUUUUGGCAACAGUGUAACAUAUUUGAGGAUAUGAACUUGAUGGCUUUACAUCUUUUAGGAAUCAUUCCAUUUACCCCUUUUGGUGUUGUGUUCCCAUUUGAGGUCAACGUUGCCGCAUAUGUUGUCCUUCACACUGUUCACAAGCAAAGCCCGACAUAAGCCAUAGCAUCUGAACUCACUGAUUGGGAGAGUUGUGAUAGAUUUGUGGAAUAUAUGCAAUAAAGAGAUCAUUGACAUUGCCUGUUCAAAGGACAAAUUUGGGUGUCCAUUAUGCCAAAAAGAUUUAGAUAAAAAGGCUAAAGGGAUUUUCCUCUGGACAGAAAACAAACAAUCCUCUGAAAAUGUUACCAUGUUACUACCUGAAGGCAUUUAUGAACAAAUGAUUGUUUACAUAUUCAUGUCUUUCUGGAUUGCUGGUUCAUGAUGAGGACGUAAGACGAGGACGGUGUCUGUGAAGUCUCCCUUUUUGUGCCGGUUUCCUCUCCAAACCCGCAGCUGUCGGACUGGAUCACCUCGAUGGUUCACACGUCGUCACAGGACGAUGAGUGAAAACGAGGAACCAGUGGAGACUUUUGAAACAACACUGCUGCUGUUUCGUAGUGCUGCUUGAGUCCAGACUGUUCUACCGGUUCUGUUUUCGCAUCAACUUCAUUUACUUUGUCCAAUGAUUUUUUAGAUCACCACAUAGAGGGCAAUAUGUAUCCUACUGUACACCGCUGCUUUCUCAAACCGUUAUUCAUUCUCUAAUUUACAGCUACACAGAUUGGAUAUUAAUGCAACGAUAUUGGGCUGAAAGUCAGAAAUAAAAAACAAACAUUUUCAACUGAAGAUGCUCAAGAAUAUCUGUGUUGUAGCGAGCUCGCGUCAGAGAUGAAUCUGAUCGAUUUCAAUGAAUAUUGAAAGAGUUAAAGUCAAUGAAUCUGUUGACAGGAUCUAUAAAGACGAACAUAUUCCUGGUGCUGUGUGUAUGAAAAACUUGCAGCUGGUGAAUUUAAUUAUUUUAAGCAUACAUGCCUUUAGAAACGAGCCAAAUUAAAUUCAGUGUCCUAGCUAAAUUUGUUAGUUUUUACUUUGUUUUUUCCUCCAUGGUAUGUCUUUAUAAAUUAUAUUGAAUCGAGGCCUUGCCAUACAUUUCAGUAUCACUCAGUAUCGCCUGUUAGAGAGCAAUCAAAAUGUAUUUUUUAUUUCAAUUUUGAUCAUAACCAUUGAUUGUAUCAGAUUUUCCUGUUUAUUGAUGCAAAGUAUUAAAUCUCCAUGAGUUUA